AUGACUCCCCCCCUCAUUGGGCGUGGGCUUUGGUGGUGCCAGUGGCCUGUGCCUUCUGGCACUUUCUAUGUCGUCAUGCUCCGGGCACAAAGAAAGUGCGCAUCAGGCUUCUCAAUUCUCUACAUCCUGUUUGUCCUCCCUUCGUCCGGCGCCGUCCCCGCCCAAAAUACCACAAAUGGCCAACUUUUGGUCAUGGGAGCUGGUUUUGGCUCUACUGGGGACCUAUUCAUUUUGGCCGCAAUUUUAUAUUGCUGUAUACGCUGUGUACAGAAGAGAGUUUCUACGUCCUGUGUCGGGGCCUAUGUGCCUCAAAAUAUUGAUGAAUUCGAGCAAGCCCUAGAGCUUGUCAGGCGGGGCCCAGAAACAUUUAAGGAUUGGCUUAACGCCAAGUUCCGCCUCUGGGGCCGAGAUCCGUCGGCUGCCGCCGCUGAUGGUGGUGAUGGUGGUGGUGAUGCGGGUGCUGCUGGUGCUGCUGGGACUGGGGGUGCGAGUGCUGCUGCUGCUGCGCCCUGA
Molecule: messenger RNA, 513 nt
Organism: Aspergillus costaricaensis CBS 115574
Lineage: Eukaryota; Fungi; Ascomycota; Eurotiomycetes; Eurotiales; Aspergillaceae
Exons: 5
Coding region: 1-513 (170 amino acids)
Source: RefSeq, a predicted model, not a curated record